GGGGAUUGUAUUUUGUACACCAGGCGCGUCCUCCGGCUGGCUGCUUCCUCCCUGGGCUGAGGGAGGGCAGCCUGGCCAGCACCAGGCAGGUUACUUUAGGGACCAAGGCGAAGUGAGGCGCCUUCCUCAUCCUGCAGUGGGAUCUGGGAGGGAAUGAGGAAUAGGGCUCACUUCUGACUCGGGCAGCCCGGCUUGCCGGGGGCUCAGGAAGAGCUGGAGCUGGUGGCCAGUGAGCUGAGUCCUGAGAAUGAAAAUGUAUUUUCUCGAAUGUGCUGUGGAUUUUCCUGGAGCUUGGGAGGUGCUGAACUGGGCCCUGAAGUCGUGGUUCUAGGCAGAGGAAAAUGUGAAUUGUCCCCAGACAGGGGGACCCCUGUAGUCAUAGGCCAACCUCCUCAUUUUACAGAGAAGUCACGUUGGCGGAAGUCAAGGGUUCCUGGAGGGUCUCGGUAAGCAACGUGAGCCGCACCGGGGGUCUUCCUGGCUGUACAUUGACUUCCUAGUGUACCAACCGAGGCUCCAACAAGUUGUCUUUCCUUCGUUCAGCUAAAAACAUUAUAAAUAUCCGGGUAGGCAUUGGAGCAAAACUGAAAAUGCAGAUAAGCAAACCAGAAGUCUGCCAAGUCCACAUUACAAGAGCCCAGGUUUGGUCGUAACUGAGAUGAGGUGCGGCCCUGCCCCAAGGUCCCUGCACCUGACCCGCAGACACCUGCUCCCCUCCUGGGAGAGACAGGGCCCGGGUGAGCCAGGCCUGCAGCUGGUGUAGGUGUCAGGGUGGCACCACUGGGCCCUCGCCAGUGCCCUGCUCAUAAACUGGGCCCGCCCUCCAAGCCACACCUGGUCACCUGGGCUGCAGGGAGAGGGCGGGAGGAAUACCGAGGAUGCCUUCUCCCUGCCCGCGCAUCCUCCCUCCUGGAUGGGGAGCUGGAAGGCUGAGCCCGGCACCCACGCCCAUCACCCCCACUUAGGCAGCGGUGAGGGGAUGAAUCACCUGUGGAGCUUGUUAGCCACUCGGCGCCCAGGUCCACUGCACAGAGUAGCUGCGAGCGAGGCCCAGGCAUGGUAUUUAUUUAAACUCCCAGGUGGUUCCAUUGGGCAGCUGGGAAUGAGAGCGGCUGCCUCAGGGACCGGGUGGUAUCCAAGGUCUCUGAGCCUCAGUUUAGCAUCUGGAAACGAUUCCGAUGCCCCUCCCCCGCCCCCACUUUAGGAAGGUUUGAGAAGCUGAGUCAGCGCGAGAGAGGGAGAGUAAGAAGAGUGAAGAUAAUUGAGGGCUUUGAUAAUAGUCUUCAGUCCUCUAAUUCGUCUUGGGGAUAAGAGGUAACAGGUGCUCCCCUUCUUGCCAAGGUACUUUGGGUCUGCCAACAGUCCCCGAAAGACGGUCAGAGGGAGGGCUGGCCAAAUAGCUGGACGAGUGAGCUCUACCCCCAGCCCCCUGUCUGCCCAUUCCCCCUCCUUACACUGCGGCAGGGAGCCCCAGUACAUGGGAUCUGGGGCCCUCCCCUGCCCCCUUUAUCUGUUCAUCAGUUCGUGGUGUUAAAGGUCAAAAACAUUGUUCUGAACGAGCCCAAACUCUAAAUAUAUUUGCCUGAAAAGUGCCUGCGUUAGGUUUACUAAUCUCCACUUCGGUCUGUUCUGUUCAGAAGCGCCCCCAGCUCCCUUGGCCCCCUACCCUGAGGAGGUUCUUUGUUAGAUAACAGAUGGACGUGCAGACAGAUGUGGACACACAGGAAGGAAGAGCCCAGCCCAGAGCAGGGGGCGGAUGGGCAUUCGGCUGCCUUGUGAAGCUGGGGGCAGCUUGGCGGGGGCUUCAGGACUGGGGUUCAGAGAGGCCUGGCCUCGGCCUUACCUGGGGAACGCAGCGUGAGGAUCAGCGUGUGGCCUUGCUCCCUCCGCAGCCGGCCUGCCUUGCUUGGCUGUGCGGGAAACCGGCCAGGGUGGCGGGGAGCCUCUGGCGGGCAGAGGUCCGGAGAGAUGGGCCUUCUGACGGAUGGGGUGGCACAUCCUGGGUGUGCCUCUGCCAACUCAGGGGGAGCCUUAACACACACCCCGCCCCCCAGGUCCCCCGACUUGCUGUCCGGGGGCCCAGGGCACCUACCUGCUAGCCUCGGUGUCCCUGUUCUCACCCAGGCUUGUCCUGCAGGUGCAGAGAAGUAAACCCCUCGACCUUUGAUUUACCUUUGGGGACAAGCGGUCUUCCCCCCGGGGUGUCGGGUCACCACUGGGUCUGGUUUCCUCAUGACACUGACUGCAGGUGCGUUCAGUCAGCGCUUCCAGUGUCCUAGGUGCUUUUCGUGUUUGGGGAAGGUGCUCUUUUUGGCAGAUGGAGGAACUAAGGCUGAUGGGCCGUCAUUUACCCAGAGGCUCGGUGCCAGCAUUUGAGAGAGGACCGCCGCCCGCCCAGGUCACGCCCAGGGCAGCCCCACGUUUCCAUGAUCUUCUCCCAGGACAGGGCCAGGUCUGGUUCGAGAGACAGGCCUGUCGCCCCCCUUUUAUUCCUUUCCCUGUUCUCCACACGUCCACAGCCCCCUAGGAGAGUUUCCGGAGGGGGCAGGCCUCCCCUUCCUGCAGGAAGGACAGUCCCUCCAGUCACCCCAGGGACUCUCCCAGCCCCACUGACACCUGCUCUGCCCUCUUGGACGAGGGGGCUUUUGUUUGCCUCCCUCACCUCACCUCUUCCCAGCCCCCGACCCCCAGGACCUUCAGCCCCCCUGCCCUCUAUUCUUGCAGCCUGCUGACCUCACCCUUCCCUCCCCCCCGACAUGUUGGAUGCCCUGCAUUCACCCCCUGACCCCGCCAGCCACACUCUUACAGGGGUCUGACUGUGCUUCCUGCCCUCUUGCUGGAUAAGCCCUGCCCCUUGUUGCUGAUGAAUUUGUUAAAUCCACCUGCAGGAUAAUGCUAGGAAGGUGUUGAAGGAAGGACGUGAGAGGGUGAGUCAGUCGAGGUCAGAGAAGAUAUCCUCAUUCAUUCAAGUUUGUUUACUCCUUUAACAAAUGUUUGUUGAGCACCUACUAUGUGCCAGGCAGUGUCCUCGGCUCUGGGGAUACCGCAGAUAAAAGUCCUGCCCUCAUGGAGCUUACCUUCUGGGGGGUGGUCUCUGCAUUCCCAUGGAUGUUUCCCUUGCGUUUGCCUGGUUGUGUUCUAGAGACCCGGCUUCACUUCUGUAGCUGAGAAACCCACCCUGCACCCCCUGUCCCCUCUCCCCAGCUGUGGACAGCACAGGGGUUACGAGCCAGACUGCCUGGGUUCACGCUCCGGCUCCACCACUGCCUAGCAAGUUACUUAGUUAGCCUCUGUGCCUCAUUUUCCUCAGCUGUAAAUGGAGGUGAGAGUACCUACAUGACAGGGCUAUAAAGACUCAACAAGCCGAGUAAUUUAAAGUGCUGUGAUUGUGCCUGUCAUAAAAUAGUGCUCAGAUAUCAGCUGCUAUUCAAAUAGGAGCUCUCAUCUAUGAAAGGAGGAGGACUCCACCAUGCCCUGCCCACCUCCCAAGGUGGCUGGGAGGGCCAGGUGAGAGGGACAUUAAAGGUUCUUCCUACUCCGCCAGGCACCGUGCACACAUGACAUUAGUCUCAUUCCCCUUCCAGGCCGGAGGGACCAAGUGAGUGGAGGCGGAAUGAAUUAGGGAUGGAUACAGCCAAGGAUGGUGAGGGGCGUCCGCUUGUGUACCUUGACGCAGCGCGGAUCCAGUGGAGGCUGGCAUCCAGGGCAUCCUGGAGGCCGAUCCUACAUGGCAGGAAGGGGCCCCUGCGACCUGAGCGUGAGGUCUGCCGCGGGAGCUGGAGGCAGGCAGGGCGGCGGCCCUGUGGGUGCCCCUAGCUGCUGUCCGCAGGCAGGGCGGCGGCCCUGUGGGUGCCCCUAGCUGCUGUCCGCAGGCAGGCUGCCACCUGGACUUGUUUUCCCCACUGGCCUGAUGAAGGCAAAGGCCCGACCUCAGCCCCGCUGCCCGUAUCUGCAGGUGGGCACCAGGUACGGGAUGUGCCCUCCCUGCAACUCUGCAGAAUGAAUCUCCAGGAUGGGGAGGCCCGGCACUGCCUCUGCACAGGAAACCCCGGACCCCUGGGGGAUGAGGCGCCGUGGGGAACCCAGAUUGCAUGGACAGCGAGAUUCUGGGAGGGUGGUGUCUGGGGCAGCACAUUGCCUGAGCCACAGGCAGGGGCGGGAAUAUCUCCUCCCGGAGGGCUCAGGUCUGAGUGGAUGGGCUGGUUUUAGGGCACUGUUCUUCCAGGUGGUGCGAAGGGGUGGAGGUAUGCACUGGCCUCCUUCCUGUGGCCUGUGUGGGACAAGGGUCGGGUACCAGCGGCCAGGGCCCAGAUGAGGCAGGCUCUACUCCUGGCUUCCUUGCUUUUAGCAUCCCGACCUUAGGCUACUUUCUUAACUUCUCAGCCUUAAGUCCUCGUUUGCAAAAUGGAAAAGAUGAUGGUGUCUUCCCAGCAGGAUUCUUUCCUCCUUAAAGAUGAGCUGAAGGCACCUGAAGUGCUCAGCGCAUUUGGCGCACAGUCACCUCUCAGUAAAUCACAGCUGCUUUAUUACGAGGGUGACGGGCGGGGAGGAGAGCUCUAUUCCAUCCUCAAACCAGAGCCGGGCCUGGGCUGUGUGCGGCAUCCCCCUCUCCCAUCACUCUCUAGGGAUAUGUGGAAAAUGAAGAUAUUGUCUUGUGUGAAUUUGGAAGCCAAGUUAAAGAAUCCUGUGAGUGAACAGGGGCCGUCUCCUGAGAAAGCUGUUUCCCUAACCCCGGGGGACGGGAUGCUGUGUCCAGUGGCUCCCCCUCACCCAGGGAUGGCCUCAGUCCUGGGUCGAGCCCCUCUCUUCUGGGGGACCUCUCCACCGGCCAGUGGGACCCUGACCGUAACCAGUGAGCUGUUCCGACUGAAGCCACAGCAACACGGGGUGGGAGCAGGGAGCAGGCAGCCCAAGUUCACAUCCGGACCUCUGCUCCCCAAGCCUAGCUUUCCUCCUCUGUCAAGUGAUGCCUGGCAGAAUCGCAGGAAGAGCCCGUCAGGGAACAUAUAGAAAAGCCCCAACAAGAGGCGUCUGACGCACAGCAGCACUGAAAUCCUGCCUGUCUCCCCAGCAUUGGGAUGGAGCCAGGCUGAUUCCCAGGCCAGCUGCUUGGGACCCGUGGGCAGAGAGAAGGCAACAACAGGGGUGCUGGGGGCGUCCAGGGACAGGGAGAGCAGUGAAGGGAGAGAGGUGGGGAGCCGGGCUGACUUGCAAGAGACAGUCUAGAACCUGGCCCAGUUCUGCCAGUUAACCUCUCAGCCACAGUCGCCUGACCUGACCAGUGGACAUAACUUCCUCCACUGGCCUGUCGUCAGGGUGAGUGGUGCUUCUGGCCCUGGGGGGCUUAGGGCCCUUCAGAAUGUCCCCUUUGUCUGCCCCCCCCCCGGGUGACCAUGGAGAGAUAAUGGAGGUCAGGGGGACAGCACAUGGGGCUGUGGCUCCCUGAUACCCAGGGCAGAGGCUGGGUCUGAGGGCUGUGCCCCAAAGGACACACCACUGGUGGGGUGAAGAGCAGGAAGCCAGCUUUUCUACUGCAAAGCUCCCAACCAUAAUGCCCUCUUCAGUUACCCUGCUUUGCCAGCUCUUACGUUUGUUGUCUCCUUCGCCCUUACUAAGCGACCCCCAAGUCGCAGAUCACCUUUGGCAAUCCAUCCAGUGUUAUCUCAGUGGGGGCAGCGUGGACGGGGCGUGUGGGGCUGUCCUGUGGGUGGCAGGGCACCUCACCUCUCUGGUCCCUGCUCGCCUCAUGUCAGGAGCACCCCCAGCAUCCACUAGAGUAGAUGUGUGGGAGGACAGGGAUUUCGUCCCUUCACUGCUCUCCCCCUGGUGCCCAGACCAGUGCCCGGCACGUACAAGUCACAUACUCAGGCAGCAUUUCCAAAUACUUCCAGAGGGUGCUACCACCCCAGUUGAGAACCCCUGUUCCAGUCACACCUUCACCAUCGCUGAUGUGUGCUGGUCUCCCUGGGUCUAAACACUUUCCAUGAUCGGAAAUGGAUGACUGCCAAGGGCAAUCCAUUCUGAGGUAGCUCAUUAUCCAAAACAGCCACCCCCGUUCCCUCUGGCACCUUGGUCCACUGGUUAACAUAUCAUGAAGUCCGACACCCAAGAAUGGAACAGAGUGCCCCCCCCAUGUGGCCUCAUCUGCAGAGGACAAUGGGCUCAUUGCCUCCCAGCCCUGAAGAGAUAAGAUAGUAUCUGAUGCUGCAGGACAGGGUGUGGCCAUCACAGGGAACCAGACCUUCAACAACUGGAACUGGCCCAACGCAAUGAUUUUUGCAGCCACGGUCAUUACCACCAUCGGCUAUGGCAACGUGGCCCCCAAGACCCCCGCCGGGCGCCUCUUCUGUGUCUUCUAUGGUCUCUUUGGGGUGCCGCUCUGUCUGACAUGGAUCAGUGCCCUGGGCAAGUUCUUCGGGGGACGUGCCAAGAGGCUGGGCCAGUUCCUCACCAAGAGAGGCGUGAGCCUGCGCAAGGCACAGAUCACGUGCACGGCCAUCUUCAUCCUGUGGGGCGUGCUGGUCCACCUGGUGAUCCCACCCUUCGUGUUCAUGGUGACAGAGGAGUGGGACUACAUCGAGGGCCUCUACUACUCCUUCAUCACCAUCUCCACCAUCGGUUUCGGCGACUUCGUGGCCGGUGUGAACCCCAGCGCCAACUACCACGCCCUGUACCGCUACUUCGUGGAGCUCUGGAUCUACCUGGGGCUGGCCUGGCUCUCCCUCUUUGUCAACUGGAAGGUGAGCAUGUUUGUGGAGGUGCACAAGGCCAUUAAGAAGCGGCGGCGGCGCCGGAAGGAGUCCUUCGAGAGCUCCCCACACUCCAGGAAGGCCCUGCAGGUGGCAGGGGGUGCGGCGUCCAAGGACGUCAACAUCUUCAGUUUUCUGUCGAAAAAGGAGGAGACUUACAAUGAUCUCAUCAAGCAGAUCGGGAAGAAGGCAAUGAAGACGGGCGGGGGUGGGGAGCGGGUCCCAGGGCCGGGCCUGGGGCCCCAGGGGGGUGGGCUGACAGCCCUGCCCACCUCCCUGACCCCCUUGGUGGUCUACUCCAAGAACCGUGUGCCCAGCCUGGAAGAGGUGUCCCAGACGCUGAGGAGCAAAGGCCACGUGUCUCGGCCACCAGGCGAGGAGGCCGGGGCGGGGCCCCCUGAGGAGGGCUCCCCGACCUCUGAGGUGCUCAUUAACCAGCUGGACCGCAUUAGCGAGGAGGGCGAGCCGUGGGACGCCCAGGACUACCACCCGCUCAUCUUCCAGAACGUCAGCAUCACCUUUGUGAACGAGGAGGCCGGCCUCUCGGACGAGGACACCUCCAAGUCCUCACUGGAGGACAACCUGGCUGGGGAGGAGAGGCCCCAGGAGGGGGCCACGGCCGAGGUGCCCCUGAACCUGGGCGAGUUCCCCUCGUCGGAUGAGUCCACCUUCACCAGCACUGAGUCAGAGCUCUCCGUGCCUUACGAACAGCUUAUGAACGAGUACAACAAGGCAAACUGCCCCAAAGGCACGUGAGGUGGGGCCGGCUCCCCACCCCACCUUCCAUGGCUUCUCUUCUCCUCAACCUGGGGUGUCCUGCUAUGGCUGGGACCCUGGCCCCUGGUGGGGUGUGGCCCUGGAACUGGGAGUAGGGGGCCAGGGGCCUUCCUCACCUUCAUCCCCUGCAGCUAGAUGCUACUGGUCAGACACGGUGCACCCAGGACAGGGCCUCUGUUCCUCAGCGGAACGGGCGCCCUGGCAGCGGGAGGCGUCUGUCCUGAGCAUGGUUGGGGGAUCUGGGGGUUCACGGACACGUGGGCUGGCAGGACUGAUCCCGGGGAGGCCUGCACCUGCGUGGGUCUUUGCCCAGUCAUUCGGUUAAGACUGUCUCACGGUUCUCUUAGGUUGGGGGCCUUGGCCGUUUGAGUUCACCAGUAUUAACAGGUUGCUGUGCGCCCAGCACUGAGCCAGGCAUUUCAGAGAGAGGGUGAGGGUGGUGUAAGACCCUGGUGGGGUUGGGGGCUGGGCACUUCAGCACCUCAGCAGUAGUGGGGCCCCGCCUGGGGCACGUGUUUAACCGUCCCCCAGUCCCACCUCAUCCGCCUGGCUGUCGCCCAUACUGCAGACCUCAGUAGGGAGGAGGCCAUCUGGGGAAGGGGAGCUAACAGGCAGGUGCUGAAACACUCCCGUUACGGGGGACUCAGAGUAAGUCCCAAGUGUGGCCCAGCAUCUCAGCCCUUGUGUUGACUUACUGGGAUGGAGCGCAGCCCAGAGUCCGGUUCCCUGUCCCAGACACCCUUUGGCCAAGCAAUGGCAGGCAUGGGCUUCUGCCUCCCAGGAAGUGGUGGCAGAAAGAGAGGCUGGGGCUCCUGGAGCUGGCAGCGGGGGAGCUGCAGGAGUGGGCUCAGCUCCGGCUGAACCUGCCUCCACCCUUCCGUCCCGUGACCUCACCGCUCCCCAGAUCACCCUUGGCUCACAAGUGGGGAAUGUCCAAAUAUGUGAAUCAGCCUCCUCCCUCCAGCUGCUGUUUGGUGUGUGUGUGUCUCUGUCCGUCUGUCUGUGUAAGAAAGAAAGGAUUUGCCAUGGGAGGAGCAAAAGAUAAUGUGAAACUGCAGACGGACUGUUUCUGGUGAGGGGCUGGCAGAGUUCUUGGGUUCUUCGUGAGGUGCACCCUCGGGCCAGCCCACUCUGCCCUGCAUGUUGUGUUUUGUUAGUUUUUAAAUGAAUUGCUGUUUUUUUUUUUUAUCUCGUUGGCUUCAGAGCCAGAGGGGAGAAAAGGUGCAAGAGUGGGGUCCCAAGGAUCGGGAUGUCCAAUGUUCACCCUCCUAUCCCCCAACCCGGUUGGGCCUUUCUCGGUGACCUCAGCUAAGGUCAUGGUGUCAGAGUUGGGGAGGGGCGUUGGUCGCAGGCGACCGGAUGCUGGGCAGGAGGUGCCACCCAGACACCCUCUCUGCCUCUCAACCCCCUCCCCAAUGCUGCAGGACGAAAGAGGGCCAGAACCCCACCCAUCCCCACUUAGCCUGUAACCCAGGGGUAUGAUGGCCCAGCAUCAGGGUGGGAAGGAGCGGCCUUCUGUUUUUCUGUGAAAUGUUUUAACGAGCUCGUCUUAGUUUUCCUGACCCCACUUGGCUGGGGUGUUGCUGGCUGUCCUGGAAUCACACACACUGUAUGUACAUACUGGCAAUGAUGUCAAAUGUAAUUUAUUUUAACAUUUUUACAAUAAAACAUGAGAUGGACAA
Orcinus orca (killer whale) is the source of this 9208-nucleotide messenger RNA. It is a transcript of the gene KCNK5, whose product is annotated as potassium two pore domain channel subfamily K member 5. NCBI's taxonomy places the organism in Eukaryota, Metazoa, Chordata, Mammalia, Artiodactyla, Delphinidae. Gene Ontology annotation, molecular function: potassium ion leak channel activity. Gene Ontology annotation, biological process: stabilization of membrane potential; potassium ion transmembrane transport. Gene Ontology annotation, cellular component: membrane. The record is from RefSeq and is a predicted model, not a curated record. The coding region runs from base 6270 to 7505 and encodes 411 amino acids. The transcript has 5 exons.